AUGAGCCAACAAGCAUCACCACCACAGAAGACAGCGGUAGUCAGUUCAGAAAAAGUAGUUGUCGGAAGUUCCAGAAAGACUGAAAAGGUUGAAAGUGACGAUGAGUUGCUUGACAUAGAUUCCAAAGAAGAGACAGCGGAAUAUUACAUCGAUUUAGAAAGAAUACAAAAAUCUACAAGGUUUGUUAUUGAUCAUUUACUCAAUACACGGAAUUACAACUUUUUUGGAGACAACGAACAAGAAAAAGACCUAAAUAAUUCGUGGUCACAGUUCAUUGAAACAUUACCAAAAGAAACUGACGCUGCUUCCAAAUUGAAAAGUAACAGAAUGAGGAUGGCAUUCGUGGCAUCGAACUAUCAUGUCAUUUCCUCGAAGAAUCCAAGCUCCAAGUUAGACAGGGAUUAUGUUGCCAGCUUGCAAUAUCGAAAGGAUCUUGAUUCUAUCUACCUGUUUUUGAAACUAGGGACAUCUAAAUUGUUGGAUGAAACAGGGAAGCAACUUGAAUAUAAAAGGAAGAUGACUUUGGAGAACAUGGUAUUGAAUUUGUUUAAAACAGCAAUUAUUUUGUCACUUCCUGUACCACUAUUGUCCGAAAAUGACAAAAAUGUAUCAGCAUCAGCUCUGGUACGUUCAAUAUCAAAAUAUACCAAUAAAGCAACGAUCUUCAAUACACAUUUCCAAAUCAAUCCACUGCCUGUGGAAAACUUUGAUGAGGAAUUUAUAAAUGGUAUUUUCAGUGCAUAUGGAUUUGCUUUAAGUAUGUUUUUACUUGAAGUAAGGGCAUAUAGAGCGUUGGAUGUACGCCACAGUGGAAAGAAUCUGGGACAAAAGAAUUACAUUCCUCGAUUGUAUCAAUUUGGAUAUUGUGAAUGGCAGGAAGUUACUCAGUUCCAGGGUUUUUAUUUACUUAUAGGGUAUAAAGACAACGACACUUUGUCAUUGUCAGAACCCGAUCUUUUUAAGAAGAGCCUGGAAUUCCUUGACAAAAUUCAUGUAGAGAAGUUCUUUUAUUCGCAAAAGGAUGAGGAUGCUUACACCAUCGAUUUUGGAUUGCCGAGUCCGACUAGAUUAAAGGAUUUCAAUUCAAAUAAGAUAGAACAAGAUCAAGAUGUCAUACGAUUAUACAAGGCAUGUGAAGUGGAACAGCUAGCUCCUGAUGUCAUACAAGGGGGUAGAUAUUCAAUGAUGCCGAAAUCCAAGAGACAGAGAAUAUCUUAA
Scheffersomyces amazonensis is the source of this 1218-nucleotide messenger RNA. RefSeq lists its product as uncharacterized. The record is from RefSeq and is a predicted model, not a curated record. The transcript has 2 exons. The coding region runs from base 1 to 1218 and encodes 405 amino acids. NCBI's taxonomy places the organism in Eukaryota, Fungi, Ascomycota, Pichiomycetes, Serinales, Debaryomycetaceae.